AUGCUUGGAGACCUGCCAUGGCCGUACAGCACCAUUACCCCCACAUCAUCCGGCGCAGUGCGCGGUCGCCCGCGCAGCGGUGCCUUGUACCGCUAUCUCGUCCUACCGGGUAACGAAUCCGUACUGCUACGGGAGGCCCUUGAAAGGCGACCUUGGUGGGAACCCGCGUCCUCCUCGACUGCCCAACAGGGCCCCAACCAACAGCAGCACCCACAGCAUCAGCAGCACCAACAGCGAGCAAGUGAUAAUACGUCUAACUGGAAUUUGUGGGCGGGCCUAAACGGACAGCGCUUCACGCAGUGGGAUGUGAUGCGGCAGUGUGGGAGUGGGAGUGGGGGAAACACAGAACCCACCUCACGCCGCCUGGUCAAUCGGCUCCAAGAACACAAAGUCAUCUGCACCAAGAGCGGCCUAGCGUCAGUGCUGGCGGCAAUACAAGCUGCUGCCGUUGCUACUACUGCUACUGCCGCCUCCGCCGCCAGCGCGAUAGAGUCCAGCGAAAUCAGAUCCAAAACUGGAUCCGGAUCUGGGUUGGAUACAAGUUGGAUUCCGGAGACUUACGUCGUACCGGCGGGUCCGAAGGCGGUGGCAACGGGAGGGAGUUCGUUGGCGCUUUUCAAAGCCGCGUUCUCUCGCCAUGCAGCUGCUGGUCGGCGAGUGUGGAUUGCCAAGCCCACGUGCUUAAACCGGGGGAACGGCAUCGAGGUAUUUGACUCCCUGGACCGUAUCCUGGAGCACAUCAAGGGCCGACCCGCGGGCAGCAGCCUCAUUCUGCAGAAGUACAUCGAACGCCCCAUGCUGCUCGGGGGCCGCAAAUUUGACAUUCGAGCCUACGUCCUAGUUGGGCCCGAUGGCAGCGUGUGGUUUCACAGGGAGGCGUACGUCCGUACAUCAUCGACACCGUACGACAGCUCCGACCUGAGCAAUCGCUCCGCACAUCUCACCAACGAUGCUGUACAGAAGCAUCUGGACACCUACCACGCGUUUGAGGACCACUGCAAGCUAUCGCUGGAGGAUCUGGGGCCCGCUUUGAGAGGAGGUGCACCUGCACCUGCACCUGCACCUGCACCUGCAUCUGCUUCACAGACACCAGCAGCACCAGAAACGACGAUGACGACGACAACUUCAGCAACAGCAAUAACAUCACCAUUGACGUCGGAACCAGCAGCGGGCCCCACAGCAACCGCAACCGCAACCGCAAGCUCAGUGGCACUGGACACUCGCCCCGGGUGCGAGUCGGGUCUUUGGGGCGCUAUGCGGCGCUGUGUGGCCGCCUUGUUCUCAGUGGCCGGCCCCCGCCUGAACCCCCGGUGUCUGGUCCACUGCUACGAGUUGCUGGGCCUUGACUUCAUGCUGGACGACGAAGGGAAACUUUACUUGAUUGAGGUGAACACCUCCCCAGCUCCCUUCCGUGCGGGUGCCUAUCUGAGCGACCUGCUACCUCGCCUGAUAGAGGAGGUCGUACAGAAGGUGGUUGACCCGGUGUUCCCUUCACCGCCGCCGCCGCCAUCACCGCCACCAUCUCAGCCAACGGGCGAGGCGGCCGCCGGAGAGCCGGAAGUAAAACGGUCGGCGGCGGAGGCGGCACCAAGGUCGCCGUUGCUGGAUGGCUUUGUACGAGUAGAGCUGGACGAGCAACUGGCUGCUGCCGCCGCUGCCGCCGCUUCCUCUCUGACGUCGAGUGGCAAGGCGGCGGGGAGCAGGAGGGUUGCCGGGUCGCCGCCGGCAGUGGGGUUGAGCUUUAUGGGCGGGGCGACGUUGCUGCCGCCAAGGGGCGAAUCGAAGCCGCCAAGGGCAGCCGCCGCCGCCGCCGCCGCCACCGCCGCCGCAGCAGCAGGGGGUCGAGGUCGGAAUGGCCGCCCGGGCACAAAGUAA
Volvox carteri f. nagariensis is the source of this 1875-nucleotide messenger RNA. RefSeq lists its product as uncharacterized. The coding region runs from base 1 to 1875 and encodes 624 amino acids. Gene Ontology annotation, biological process: protein modification process. The record is from RefSeq and is a predicted model, not a curated record. The transcript is spliced from 7 exons. Gene Ontology annotation, molecular function: ATP binding; metal ion binding. Lineage: Eukaryota; Viridiplantae; Chlorophyta; Chlorophyceae; Chlamydomonadales; Volvocaceae.